Molecule: messenger RNA, 2463 nt
Organism: Candidozyma haemuli
Lineage: Eukaryota; Fungi; Ascomycota; Pichiomycetes; Serinales; Metschnikowiaceae
Exons: 1
Coding region: 1-2463 (820 amino acids)
Source: RefSeq, a predicted model, not a curated record
AUGGCCGACAACUUCGAGCGGCACAGGUCUACCAGGUGGGUCAAGGCGGACGUGCCUUCCUACGGCGACCAAUGGGGCGACGAAUACGAUAACUACGACAAUUAUGACCAGGACGUUCCUGAAGAUGAGAUCGAAAGAAGGGGGACCGAGAAGAGGACAUCAGCAACGCCUAAUUUGGUGUUAUCUAUUGAUAAUGUGGACCAUCGGUUUGACUACGAUGACGAUGACGACUCUGAACAGGCGUAUAGCCAGCCGCCUCUGGCGAUUUCUGAGCCUAAGGGUGGGUCGUUUAGAGAUACUGAAAGCGGUAGACCAGAAGACAGCGAGAGCAGUGACGAGGAUGUGUCUUAUAUUCCAGAGAGUCCGGAUAGAGAGAGAUUUGAGACUGAGGAGAGCAAGAGCCAGGCUGAUUCAGGUUCCAGAAGACCUGAGGCUUUGGAUACUUCUGCUACUUCUCUUAAAGAUGACUUUGUUCCACCAACACCGACGUUUUCCCAGUCAAACUUUUCAAAUAAUAUGCCUGAGACUCCAGUUUCCGACCGCAGUUUUGUUUCUGACGCUGAUUCUAUUCAGAGAGAGCCUGAAACGCUUAAUGUGGCUGGUCGCUACGAUGACAGUUUGAACGAGAUCCAGGAAGACCCACAGCUCGAGGGCGCUGCCACGCGUGACUCGGAAAGUGAACCGCGUGGUCGUCCGCUGGAAUUGGUUCUCUCGGUUGAUAGGUUGAAUUUGGAAGAUAGCGACUCCUCUGACGACUCUGAUUCGCUUCAUUUCAACAACGAGGAGAAAGCUCCCACUGCAAGCACUCUUGCUUUGGGCAACCAGGAGCAUGAUAAUUCACAGGCUGAUGAUAGUGUUGACUCGCCGUUGCACGUUAAUCUGCCUGACCUUCCAGGUGAAAGACGUCCUGUCAAGACAGAUGCUUUAGACUCCCUCAUUGAUGAUCUUCAAAAAAUGGAGAGACUGUCAACUUAUGGUGCUAGCUCAUCCUCGGUCAACAAGCAGCCUCAGAGUACUCAAGAAAAGGAUAUGCCUCCACCCCCUCCAGCGAAGGAUUCUGAAGAACAAGGCGAUGACAAUUUGCCUUCUCUUGCUUCGAUACAUGAUAUGUCGCUUCCUAAUUUUGAAGACCACUCUUUUAGCGACCUGGCUCCCGAGACAUCUAAUAUCCUUGAAGAAAUCACUCCGGAACUGCAAGAAGAAGUCCAGAAGGCCCAUGAACUGUAUGUUUCCCAGCUUCAAGCCCAUAAUCCUUCGGUGAAGAAGGCGCCUCCUCAGUCGCCUAAUAUCGACUUAAAACCUAGAGAGUCAGAGACUGAAGCUCCAGUGGAAGCUCCGUCUACGCCCAAGCAGCAACCUCAGGAUACCGAUCUGUUGAGGGCUUUUGAUCCAAAUAACCCUUUGCAAAUUGGCGUUCCCGUGCUUUCGCCAGAAUCAAUCUCCACCAAACACCUUUCGGGAGACUUCACUAAUAUGCCUCUUCAGCCUCCACAACCGCCUAGAGGUCCCGCUGCCGACAUGCUGCGCAGAGAUUCUACUAUGACCACAUCCACUUUCAAUAUGGGUAACUGGAAACCAAACACAAGCAUCUACCGUGACCAGUUUGUUAAUGAUAAUGAUAAUGAAUCGCAAAUGAACUUCAGUGUCUAUAAUGGAAAAGACAACUAUGACAAGUUUGUGGGAGCACGUUCUUCCCUGGGAUAUGCCGAGUCCUUCACAAACUCGAGCACAUUAUCCGUUCCAGAGACAGUUGCCUUGCCUAGUAUACACGAAGAUACCUCGGACGCCGAUCUCACUAGAGAUGAUGAUGAUACUUCAGACGAUCGCAGUUUCACUCGUUUGGAGAACAGCAGAUCUGAUGGCGAUCUUUCUUUGCCUGGUAAAGACAAGCGUAGUUCAGACGGCUCAAUUUUCAAAGAAGAAAAGCUUACUUUGCCAGGCUCUCUUGACCAGUUACCAAAGGACGGUGAUAUUGACAACAGUGAGAAGUACAAGUCUAUCAGCUCUGUUGAUUCGAAGAGUGACAACGAGUUACACCAAAAGCCAGAGAGGUCUGGAACGAAACGUCUUGCCAGCUCAUCUUCAUUUGGUAUCAGCAAACCUCCCAAGCAAAAGUAUCCUGUUAGUAAGUGGAAGGACUUGACGAGCCACUCACAGCCAGUCGACAGAAUUGAAGCGUUCAAGAAUGCCAAACAGCGUGAAAUUGAGUACGAGUCCGGAUUGCAGUAUUGGCUUCAGGAAACCUUGCAAAAGACCGAGGUUUCUCCAAACAUGCAUAUCGGAAAGCUUGCAGAACAGGCUUACCAGAACGCUACACACACAGACAUUAGAAGACACACAUCAAUGGCCCUCAAUGCAACUAGUCUUCGAAACAAAGUGUCUUUGGUCAAGGAUAAAAUGGAUACUACAGCUGGAUUUGGUCGUCGUUUCUUGAACAAAGGUAAGAAGCUCAUGAAGUCGUGA